Penicillium cataractarum is the source of this 1668-nucleotide messenger RNA. RefSeq names its product putative lysophospholipase. The coding region runs from base 1 to 1668 and encodes 555 amino acids. The record is from RefSeq and is a predicted model, not a curated record. The transcript has 3 exons. NCBI's taxonomy places the organism in Eukaryota, Fungi, Ascomycota, Eurotiomycetes, Eurotiales, Aspergillaceae. Gene Ontology annotation, molecular function: asparaginase activity; protein binding.
AUGGGCUCCACGGAGACAUCCUCUUCGAGCCCGGGGCUGCAGAGCCCCCCAGAACUCGCUAUCCAAGAGUCUAGGGUGUUGAUCAUCAUGACUGGAGGCACAAUCUGCAUGCAACCAUCGCCACAUGGAUUCAUCCCUGCUAGAGGGUUCCAAGAGAACUGCAUGGCCCGGGUACCAUGCUUCAACGAUGGCUCUGCCCCUGCCGAGAUGGACGUGGUGACCAAGGGAGGACGCGAUAUCACUCCGCAUCCCAGUCUACGCACUCCGGUCACGACCUACGGCCGUCAAGUGCGCUACACCGUCUACGAGUUCGAGGAACUCUUGGACAGCAGCUCUAUCAAUGCCAAGGGCUGGGCGGAGAUUGCGCAGACCAUUUUCCAGAACUACACUUUCUUCGAUGGCUUCGUCGUUCUGCACGGUACCGAUAGUUUGGCAUAUAGUUGCUCUGCGCUGAGCUUCAUGCUGCAGAACCUUGGAAAGCCCGUCGUCCUCACGGGGUCUCAAGCGCCAAUGCUCGAGCUCCAAAACGAUGCUACGGAUAACUUGCUCGGUUCCCUGGUAGUGGCCGGCCACUUCAUGAUCCCCGAGGUAUGCUUGUACUUUAACAACAAGCUCUUCCGGGGUAAUCGCACCACCAAGGUGGCUGCCAGCGACUUUGCUGCCUUUGAUGCGCCCAAUUGCCCGCCGCUGGCCGUGACCACUUCGAUGCGCACCAAUGUCAACUGGGACAUGGUCCACCGGCCGACAACCUUGGAGCACUUCCGUAUUCAGACGAACCUGGAUACGGCCCAUGUCGCGUGCCUUCGUAUCUUCCCGGGUAUCAAACCGGAGAUGGUGGAUGCCGUAUUGAAGCUGGAUGGGCUACGUGGCUUGGUGUUGGAGACGUUUGGAGCAGGAAAUGCCCCAUCUGGACAAGACAACGCCAUGAUUAACGUGCUGGCCGCCGCCAUUCGACGAGGAAUCGUGAUUGUCAACGUGACUCAAUGUAGUGUUAGUCCUGUCUAUGCUACAGGAAUGAGCCUCUCCCGGGCCGGUGUUGUCGCGGGCCUUGACAUGACGACAGAGGCAGCGUUGACGAAACUGGCGUACCUGCUCGCGUUACCAGACUCCACUCCGGAAUCUGUAGCUAAGAACAUGUCAGUAUCACUCCGGGGCGAGUUGAGCGAAUCGUCGCUGCCGGUCUUCCGUCAUCCGGACGGUGCGCUGCCCGAGCGCGUGCAGACGCUGACGGCAAUGGGAUACGCCAUUGCGCAAGGCGAUCUCGAACGGGUCAAGACGAUCCUCAAGACGGAACACCACUGGCUGCUUAAUGAUGCAGAUUAUUCAGGGAACACGCCUAUCCACUUGGCGGCUACUUCCCCUGCGAUUUCGAUUCUCCACUUCUUGCUAUCGCAUGGUGGCUCCGUUCACUUGCGCAAUCGCAAUGGACGUACCCCGCUGUUCCUGGCGGCGAAUGCGGGCCUAUCAGAGCACGUCUUGCUGUUGCGGAAAUCUGGUGCUCAUCUACACUCUGAUGAGCGACCGGCGGCCGAGCUUCUGGCCCGGCGGCGUCCCGGAGUCUGGGGUUUAGCGGGCAUUGACCCACGUGAGAACAACCAACGCGAGAUGGACGAGGAAGAUCAAAACGCCGGGCGCAGUCGGACAUUGAUGGCCGGGUCAGCACCGUGA